CCAAGCUCUUGGAAAGAAUCAACUACAGGAAGAUCCACAGAAGACUAAAGACUGUUAAUGAAAGAUGAAACUGAGCGAGAGAAUGGGCAACAGGGCUACACUUGUGGCAGAAGAGAGAAAAAGAACACACAAAGCAAUUUUUGCUUAAUAAAACGCCAAUGCUAUUUUAUAUGAAGAACAGAUCUUUGCAUUCCAGAGAAACUGUAUUUCUACAGGGCACUGGCAGUGAAGAAAACAUCUCAGACCUCACAUUCAGCGACGGCUACAGCCUUGGCUGGGAAGCUAUCAGCCAGCUACAAACGUUUACAACGGAAGAGGAACAGACAGACAAAAGGUGACAGAAGAUAAUCAUCAUGGCAUCGGCAGGUCUACAGUUCUUUGCUUUUAUUUUAGCUUUGAUGGGUGUUUUCGGUGCCAUCACAGCCACUCUACUGCCCAACUGGAAAGUAAAUGCAGAUGUGGGUUCAAAUAUCAUAACAGCUAUAACACAGAUGCAAGGGCUCUGGAUGGACUGCACAUGGUACAGCACCGGGAUGUUUAGCUGCACUCUGAAAUAUUCAGUCCUAUCCCUCCCUGUUUACAUCCAGGCUGCACGGACAACCAUGGUCCUGUCUUGCAUCCUAUCAGCUUUUGGGAUCUGCAUCUCCACAGUAGGAAUGAAGUGCACAAAGUUGGGAGGAGACAGGGACACCAAAAGCUACACUUCUUCUGCUGGAGGGGUCUGCCUCAUCCUUGCAGGAAUCUUUGAGUUGGUACCAACAUCCUGGUACACAAGAGAGAUAAUUUCAAAUUUUAUGGACCCAACAGUCCCAGAGAGCAGUAAAAAUGAACCAGGAGGAGCUGUUUAUACUGGAUUCAUUUCAGCAGGACUUCUGUUCAUUGCAGGUGUGAUCUUCUGCACAACCUGUUCUAAAAAGCAGCAGGGAGCAUGGAUUUACCCUACUAAGCAACAACAGUUUCCAGCCACACAGCAAGAGAACAAUGCAGGCUACAACCUGAAGGACUAUGUGUAAAUAUAGUAACGUCUAUCAGCUGGGGCUUUUUUGUUUACUUAAGAUUUAAAAAAAAAAAAUUAACUGUUCUUAAUGUCAAGGCUGCAAUUACAUUUUAACAAAGUAUUUUUAUUUUAAUUAAAAUCAGGAAAAAAGAGGAAAUAAAGCAUAAAAAUCUGCUGCAUUUUUUUUUUGUGCUGAUUUUUCAAACCAAAUUCUUUGGCUUUCCAGCUGAAAUUUAUUGAAGAGAAAGAAACCAAUUCAAACAGUGCAAUUAAACUAACGUUUAGUUACAGCACAGACAGUUAAACACAAAAGAAAAUCUAUUCAGCAAAUACAGGAUAUCAGUAAUGUACCAAAAUUUGUGAUUUAUUUAUUUUUUAGAGUUUCGUUUUAAUUAUGGCACAAACAAAACCAACUCUCCCUCUGUGUGAAGCCCCGUGCAUUGCUUUUAAUCACAGCCACAUCUGCCUUUCGUUUCCAGCUCCCAACUGCCAUGGUAACUAGAUUUCUUUUUAAAAAACGCAGCCACAUUGUAUAUCGGCAUAUCAGGAGCUGAAGAGCUAACGCUGCCAUUGAGAUACUGCCAAAAAUGGCCCCUCCAAAAUCACCAGCUGCUGUGGGUUCCAUGUUUUAUUUUAAAAGAAAAGUCUACUAGGUAGUCUCCAACUCCUGGCAAUCUACCACCAAACAACAACUGUUCGAUUUGAGGAGGAACACAACAAAAGAAGUGUCAUAAUGAUUGAGGAAAUACUUGGAAGCUUUAACCCACUGGCUACACAUUUAGGCACAAGAAAAAUCGGCACCCUCCCUGACUUAUCUUCCUUACUCUACAAAGCAAACCACUAGCCUUUAACUAAUGGAGUAUUUCACCUCCUGUUAUUUAGUCAUCAUUUAUUGAAACCUAUACAUUUUUGGCCCUUUUAAAAUUUAAUUUCAUAGAGCCUGAUCCAACACCCGUUGAAGUCAAUGGGUCAAACCCACUGCAAUAUGCCAUAUACAGCAGUGGUCAAUGACAGCAUCUUAGUUUACAAGUACUUAAUCGGUUUAAUUAACUUGGUGAAUGUUUCUAAAGCCUCAGACCCUUCUUUCCAGCAUGCAGAACUUAUUGGACAUUUGUAGGCGAUGUCUCAUGUCAAAUAUUGUCCUAGAUGUUAAAAAAAAAAAAAAAAAAAUGAUGUGAAUUUGCUAAUGUAAGUGAGGGCAUAAAAAGAGGAGUGGACCUAGGUUUGAAUGUCUGGGGAUAUGACUCUGGACAAGUUCCUCACAGUUCAGUCAGGUACUAGAAUAUGUCUUGUUUAUUCUUAUACAGCUUUUUAGUGCUCAGAUUAUUAGCUCAUGAAUCAUUAAAAUAUAUGGUAGAACUGUAGUAUAAAAUAGAUUAAUAUAGUAAGCAUCAAAUAAAGAAAUCUGAAUGGUGUGGAAGGAGUGAAGCUUAAUCUUUUGUUAUGGGCUUUUAUAAAGAGAGCAAUGAUUUUGUACUCACAAUGACAGUCUCUAGCAUAUAUCCAUUAGCUCUGAGUUACGAGAACUUGCCUUAUAUUAUAUGUUAACAGCAAGCAUUUGAAUUUUCUGCCUAUUUUAUGAAGCAAUUUGUUUUGUACCAUCACUGGCAACUGUGCCGGAUCAGCAGUAAUUCAGUGGUUCAGACUUAGCCAGAACCAGAACUGAAAAAGCCCAGGUUAUUUAGGGACAGUGGCCUAGUGCACCGCAACACUCCAAGACAGUUGUAUUGAGUUUAUGUUGUAAAAGAGUAUACAUUCAGGGGUGUAUAGUUUUCUAGAAACACCUAUAUUUUUCUGGAGAACUGAUUAAUUGAGGUAUUAUUAUUUUAAAAAUAUUUGCAUGUCAAAUCAGGAGCAUCUCUAGCCUAUACAUUGAAAUCAGUAUUUUUUAAAAAUCACCAGAGAAAACAAGAACCAAAAAAGAGUUGUCUUGGGAAAGACCCAAAAAAUAUUUAUUUGCAUGUUAUAAGCAAAACUGAGAAUUUCAACUGUUACAUAAGCAGCUAAGAAAGACUCCUUUGCCAAGACUACUUAUAUAGAAGAAUCAGAAGUUCCUUAUUUACCAAAGCAAAAUCUAAGUAAGAACUUUUGGUUUAACUCACAACAAGCGCCUCAACAACUUCCCAAGAGAAAAAAAGCAGCUCCACACCCAGUAUUGGUAUCUAAUUAAGGUUGUAUAGUAGUCAAACUCUCAAGGAUCAUGGCAAAAAGUUGGAGGAUAAAUCUACAACAAGACAGCAGGAGUCGUAAAGCAAAAUGUGGCAAAAGAAGUGUGAAAAAUAGCUGCAAUGUUUUUGUCUGCUGAUUUCUGUUUCUUUUGCUCUUGCAAUAGUCACUGUUUGCUUUAGUUUAGAGAGAAAUAUUCAAUAAAUAAAAACUUAACUUUAAGCAUGUG
Molecule: messenger RNA, 3392 nt
Organism: Gopherus evgoodei (Goodes thornscrub tortoise)
Lineage: Eukaryota; Metazoa; Chordata; Testudines; Testudinidae
Gene: CLDN20
Product: claudin 20
Exons: 3
Coding region: 354-1013 (219 amino acids)
Biological process (GO): cell adhesion; bicellular tight junction assembly
Cellular component (GO): bicellular tight junction; plasma membrane
Molecular function (GO): structural molecule activity
Source: RefSeq, a predicted model, not a curated record